Messenger RNA from Apodemus sylvaticus (European woodmouse), 1037 nucleotides. It is a transcript of the gene Nsmce1, whose product is annotated as NSE1 homolog, SMC5-SMC6 complex component. The transcript has 8 exons. Gene Ontology annotation, molecular function: ubiquitin-protein transferase activity. Bases 119 to 919 code for a protein of 266 amino acids. NCBI's taxonomy places the organism in Eukaryota, Metazoa, Chordata, Mammalia, Rodentia, Muridae. Gene Ontology annotation, biological process: DNA damage tolerance; double-strand break repair via homologous recombination. Gene Ontology annotation, cellular component: Smc5-Smc6 complex; nucleus. The record is from RefSeq and is a predicted model, not a curated record.
GCAGGAGAGUGCGCAUAGACUACCAAUAGGAGCUUCAUUACUGGCGAUCUCUCCGCCCAGGAGGCGGGCUCCGAGAGUGGCUUCCGGCGUGACCCCGCUGGUUUGCGCUCCCUCCGACAUGCAGGGCAGCACAAGAAGAGGAGGAGCCAUGACGGAUGUGCAUCGGCGCUUCCUCCAGCUGCUGAUGACUCACGGUGUGCUGGAGGAGUGGGAGGUCCGGCGUCUGCAGAACCACUGCUACCAAGUCCAUGACCGAAAUGCUACUGUAGAUAAGCUAGAGGACUUCAUCAACAACAUCAACAGUGUCCUGGAGUCUCUGUAUAUUGAGAUAAAGAAAGGAGUCACAGAAGACGAUGGGAGACCCAUUUAUGCGCUGGUGAAUCUUGCUACAACUUCAGUUUCCAAAAUGGCUACGGAUUUUGCAGAGAACGAGCUGGAUCUGUUUAGAAAGGCUUUGGAACUGAUUGUUGACUCUGAAACUGGCUUUGCUUCUUCGACAAACAUUUUGAACCUAGUUGAUCAGCUCAAAGGCAAAAAGAUGAGGAAGAAGGAAGCGGAGCAGGUGCUGCAGAAGUUCGUGCAGAGCAAGUGGCUGAUCGAGAAGGAGGGGGAGUUCACGUUGCAUGGCCGAGCUAUCUUGGAGAUGGAGCAGUUCAUCCGAGAGAGCUACCCAGAUGCUGUGAAGACUUGCAACAUCUGCCACGGCCUCCUCAUCCAGGGUCAAAGCUGUGAGACAUGUGGAAUUAGGAUGCAUUUGCCUUGCGUGGCUAAGUACUUCCAGUCCACCCCUGAACCACGCUGCCCCCACUGUAAUGACUACUGGCCUCACGACAUACCAGAAGUCUACGACCCUGAGAAGGAGAGGGAGGCUGGCAUCUCCAAGUCAAGCAGGAAGUCCUUGCGGACCCGGCAGCACUAGCCGUGCCCUGCCUGCAGUUGUCUCUUGGUGGGAUGGCCCACACAGCCCAGUUACAACUGCCCUGCUCCUUUGUUGAUACUUGCUUUUAACACAUUUUUAUUAAAUGUUUCCUGAUGGA